AUGGCAGCGGUAACGUCUUUGCCCGAGGUCAUUGACCUCACCCUUGACUCCGACGAUGACAGCGAUGAAAACACCAAGCCGGCCUCCGUUCUCACUCCCACCAGCAUCGUCUUCAACACCCAUCCGCCGCCCCUCUCCCAACCCAUCCAGCGCCUCCCCCCCUCCGUCGGCCCCUCCCUCACCAAGCUCUCCCGCGCAGACCACCGCACGCUCGUCGAGAAGCGCACCUGGCUGCAGACGCACAAGGUGGCCGUUCCAUCCAUCUGGCGCGCGGCUCCGUCGUCUUCGCGCGCGAGCCGUCACAAGGCCACUCCCUGCAACGACACCGUAGCCAGCACCAACAGCAGCAGCAGCAGCAUCGCGACUGGUACCCCCGUCGACGCAACCCUCGUCUUCGCCCAGCAAGAGGCCGGCACCGCCGUCUGCCUCUCCCCGCGCGGUCUCCUCCUCACCUGCGCCCACUGCAUCGCCGACUCCCCCGACGACCUCUCCUUCGCCCGCACGCACUGGCUGCUCUUCCCCUCCGGCGCGCUCGUCGCCGCCGUGGCAAUCGCCUGGGACCCGCACCGCGACCUCGCCCUCUUGCUCGUCACGCGCUGCUCCGCGUCUCCGUCCCGGGCCCUGGUCGUCCCGGAGCAGCUGCCCUUCCCGCACGUCCGCGUCGCGCCCUCCGCCCCCCGUCCCGGCGCCCCCCUCGUGUGCAUCGGCCACCCCGCCGCCGAGGACCUCGAGCACCCCGUCGCCGGCACGCAGACGGGCUACGACGUCCUCGUCGUCAGCACGGGGUCCUACCGCGGCCUGGCCCCAGGCCCGAGCCCGAAUCCGAAUCCAGACCCAGACCAAGACCUGGGUUCGCACCCGGGCCAGUACCAAGACCCCCAGGACAACGCCGACAUUGGCGCCCUCAUGCACGACUGCUGGACCUACUGGGGCCACAGCGGCGCGCCCCUCGUCGAGCGCCGCGCCGCCGGGGCGCUCGUCGGCCUGCACUCGAGCUGGGACGACGAGACGGCCAUGCGCAGGGGCGUGCCGUGGGAGGCCGUCACGGCGUUCCUCGGCGAGUGCGGCGAGCGGUUCGAGGCCCAGGCGGCGGGCGACUGGCCUUGGUUCGUGAAAUGA
Messenger RNA from Purpureocillium lilacinum, 1119 nucleotides. RefSeq lists its product as uncharacterized. NCBI's taxonomy places the organism in Eukaryota, Fungi, Ascomycota, Sordariomycetes, Hypocreales, Ophiocordycipitaceae. The record is from RefSeq and is a predicted model, not a curated record.